This is a messenger RNA of Lecanosticta acicola, 1087 nucleotides long. The record is from the annotation of a GenBank genome assembly. NCBI's taxonomy places the organism in Eukaryota, Fungi, Ascomycota, Dothideomycetes, Mycosphaerellales, Mycosphaerellaceae.
AUGGACCAUCCUUCUAUGGCCGAGGUGCGCGCCGUGGUCGAUCUCCUCGUACAAGAGGUGACUGCCGAGAACCUCGCCGGCAUCCUCAGCGACGACGAAUCCGCGCUGCUCGCGCAGUGGAUGAAUGUGCACGAGCGGGUGUGCCGCGCCGGCUAUGGCGCUGCGAUCCUGGCCGCGAGCAGCUUUUGCGUCUUCGAGGUGACGCUGAAACCGAGUGAGAAACUACAUCACCUCUACCGGACUAUGAUUGCCGUCGCGGAGGGCCUCGAGAGGGAUGCCGGGAAACUCAUCCCACAUGGGGUAUGUUGCUACUAUGCUGCUGGGCGGUUUGCCAAAGCAGCACGCCCCGAGUCCAAAAUUCUUCGGGAUAAACUAAUCCAACCGAUUUCCACAGGGCACGACCGACUCCCGCUAUAACCUCCUCUACGGACUCUACGCCAUCUGCAUCGCAACGAACCAAGUCCCCACGCUAGAAGAAAUCGGUCACAUCCACGGCCGCUGCCUGCCCCUCGGCCCGCCCCUCCUGCGCGCGUACCGCGACUGGUGCGAUUCCAGCGUCCUGCUGCAGCGCCACCGCGACGAUAAGGCCUAUGCCCCCGCGCUGCUGCGUGUCCUGCGCGGUGCGCUCGUCGGGUGGGGCCAGAAUGCGAUCCCCCUUCUUGUGCAGGUUAUGGUGGGUUUGGAGCGAUGGGGUGCCGAUGUGGCGGUUGCGGAGUUUUUGAGGGGGUAUGGUGUCGCUGGCGGUGGCGGGCAGGUUUCGCGUAGGUUUUUAUAACGGACCUUUGGGCUUUUGUGGAGGUACUGAUGAGGUUUAGGUACGCAAGCUCCUGCUCCCGCUCCUGUUCCUACUCCCGCUCCGAUGCAAGAUCAAUCCCAAUCUCCACAGCACAUCCGACCAGCCCAAACGAUCGAAGACCCCUUCACGGGCCAAGCAGCUCCGCUUGCUCUUCCUCGACGGACUCGCAACGCCGCCGCUGCCACUACUGCUCCCAAAAAUCUCCCCAGCGUGGAUGAUGAGGAUGAUGAGGAUGAGGACGUCAAAUAUGAGGAGAUCGACGAUCCCAAAGACGAAGACUACAAGGAGUAG